Messenger RNA from Marmota monax (woodchuck), 1038 nucleotides. RefSeq names its product coiled-coil-helix-coiled-coil-helix domain containing 6 (gene Chchd6). The record is from RefSeq and is a predicted model, not a curated record. Gene Ontology annotation, cellular component: mitochondrion; MICOS complex. NCBI's taxonomy places the organism in Eukaryota, Metazoa, Chordata, Mammalia, Rodentia, Sciuridae. The transcript has 8 exons. The coding region runs from base 130 to 846 and encodes 238 amino acids. Gene Ontology annotation, biological process: cristae formation; DNA damage response.
CUUGUGCCGCGGCAGCCCGAGUCCUGGAGAGCGACGGCGCGGCGCGCGCAGAGCGCGGCGUCUGCCUGGUUGCUCUGGAGCCGGUUCUCGUGGUUUGCCAGUCGGCGUUUUUCUGUCAGCCUCCUGCCAAUGGGGAGCACGGAGAGCUGCGAGAGCCGCAGGGUGUCUUUCGGCUUGGACGAGGAGGAGCGGGUCCGGGUGCUGCAGGGCAUCCGGCUGUCUGAGAAUGUGGUGAACCGCAUGAAGGAUCCCUGCCAGCCUUUAGACUGCCAGCAGCCCAGCCCUCCAUACUGCACGUGCACCCCUGCAGAAGGUGGCUCCAGAGCCCCUCCGAGAGAAUCCAAACUGCCCCAGUUCGACACCAGUGGUGAGCAGCAGCCCUCCGAGGUGAAGGAGGAUCUCAAGAGGUUCCAGCAGGAGCAGGCGUCCAUCCAGGAGGAGCUGUUCCAGGUGGUGAAGAGGGAGCGCGAGGCCGCCGCCAAGCACCUCAAGGUGCCCCCGCCCCAGGACUCCUCCUGCACUGACCCCGAGAAGCCCAAGUCGGCCCAGCUGGCCCGGGAGCUGGAGAGCAGGGAGGCCGAGCAGCGACGCCGGGAGGCCUUCUACCGGGAGCAGCUGGAGCGCAUCGGGAAGAAGAACGCCGAGAUGUACAAGCUGUCGUCGCAGCAGUUCCACGAGGCCGCGACCAAGGCGGAGAGCGCCAUCAGGCCCCGCAGGGUGGAGCCCGUGUGCUCGGGCCUGCAGGCCCAGAUCCUCCGCUGCUACCGUGAGCACCUGAGCGAGGUGCUGCGCUGCUCAGACCUGGUGAAGGCCUACCAGCACUGCGUGAGCGCCCACAAGGGCUGAGAAGCCGCCAUCGUCAGUGACUUGGAGCCCUGGGGAAAGGGCCAGUCGUGGGACACGGACCCCAAGCCACAGCCGCUGUGCCCUGCCCUCCCGGCUGGGCGUCCACCUGGGCCUCGGGCUGGGUGGCCCCGGGCCAGGGGACAGAGCAUGUGUCACGUGCAGGAGCAAAUAAAGCAGAUGCCUUUGUUUUCA